AUGGGGUGGGAUCAAGUAAGUUUGAUAUAGUUUCUGUACCGAGUUGAUUGACUUUUUUCAGAAGGGUUACGGUAGAAGAGAUCCGGAAGGCGGAGGCAAGCCGGGAAGAGUUCCAGUGGCGCAGUCCGAGUGCGUCCCGAUGCCGAUCGUGCGUGGCUAGUUCAAACAAUCUGUUUUGCAAAAAUUAUUUUUUUAAGAGUUGAAAAAGUUAUAAGAAUGUUUUUUGAAAGUCAGAAACCGGUAAAUUUAGAAUUUGGAGAUAGCCAACACUUUUUGAUGGCCGAAAAUAAUUUUUUUUAGCGUCUCAUAGCUUUUAUUUAGUCCUAUCAAAAUAUGAAAAUUCGAAAAAAUGUUCCAUUUUGGAUUGAAAAUUUUAUAUAUAAUUAAAUUCGUAAAGCUCAGUAGGCAUGAAAGGCAUAAGCUCGGAAAAAAAAAAUCAUUUCAUGGAUAUUCUCAUUUCAUCUCGAAAGUUAAACUUCACAGAAUGACGGAAAAGAGAAAGAAAGCGAACAUUUUUCAUAAGCGCCUAUAAACUUGCCCAGAAAAGUCGCAAUGAAGAAACCUUGAAUAUCCGGAAUGGGCAACUCCUAAGAAACCUUCCUGUUGCUUUUUUGAAUGACGGAAGCAUCUGCGGGUGCUUACUUGCCAAUAUGAGCGAACCUUUAUUUUUAGAAAACGAUUUUUCAGAUUUCGAAUUUCCAUAGCUGCUUCAGUUUCAUUCUCAAAACGGUUGAUCUGCACAAAAAAAGAAUGAUAGAAAUUAUAGCCAAAAAGUAGUUUGAAAAUUUCCUAGAUCUUUCUAUCAAAUUCAAUUUUAAUUAUUUGAAAUCCAUGUCAGUCGCCUUGAGCACGCUUGUGCGUCAGUCUUGUUUGUUUUUUUCCAAAAACCUGCAUGGUCUAAGUCCAAACCAGGCUCCGAAUAUAUUUUCUUUUUACACAAAAUUCGUUCUAAAUAUAAUCUUUAAUACAUAUUCAAACAAAUACACAAAAAAUUUUAUCUGCACUCUUUUCUCCAAAUUGCUAUACUUUUUCAAACCAAAAACCGAAUUCAAAAAUAAAUCAAAAUUUUUUCAUCCAGAAUUUCACCGAAAAAAUCUUUUCACUCAUUAUAUGAUAGCUUCUGUUGAUAUUUGAGUUUGAAUUAAAAAAAAAUCUGGUCCCGGGCCAGGUCGCGUUCAAAAAUGGCCCGGGUACCAAUGCGCGGACGAAGGCUCUCGAACAAAAUUGGUGUUAUGCAAAAAAAAACUUAAAAUUUUCAGAAAAAGUAUUGCGCUGAAAAUAGACGAAAUGCGAAAAAAAAGAACAACUUUCGAGUAAAUUUGAAAAAAGUGGUAUCGAAGUUCGAGAAAGAGCUCACAGAUAAAAUACGGUUCCACGAAAAAUUAUGAUGAGAGUUGGAAAAUAAUAUUGAACAAAAGCAAACCAAACGUUUUUAAGUCUUUAUUUUGUUUGAAAAAUAUUGGGGGCACAAAAAUUGGGGUGGGAUCAGGUAAGUUCAACAUAUUCCUAUUUCCGAGUUUAUUGAUUUUUUUCAGGACGACCACGAGAGACUGGAGCGCUUCACACAGCGGAUUAUGGGUUAGUACGAACUUAAAUAAAUUGAGUAUUUUGCUAGUUUUGAAAAAAUAGAAGACUCAAGGAAGAAUUUUAUCAGAAAAUUUCUUUUUUUUUUAAAUUCAAAAACAGCUUUUGCAUGUAGUGAUCGUUUCUAGAAAAAUUGAAGAUAGAGAUAGAGACAGCAAACUUUUUUUUUCGGGUUUGUACAUUUCUAUUUCUCGCGCGUAUUCGCUUUAAUCGGCAAGAAAGUGCAGUAUGACAUAAUUCAUGACGUAAAAUACGAAUUUCGACUCAAAACGCAACAAAAAAGCUCUGACACGAAAUUUGUUCGCAAUUUUGGAUUCAUCAGUGAUUUGUGGAAAAAGUUAAAUUUAAACACUGUGUGUAUCACAACUAUCAAUCAUCAAUAUGAAAUGCUUCUUUUCAUAAAUUAUUUGAGGUCGUUAUCGAAAAGAUUGAAGAGGAAAAUCAAAAUAUAUCGCGCAUUUUUCCGUUUAUGCCGUGUUCAAAGUUUCCGCGAAGCGCAAAAUACCCGUUAGAGACAGGAAAAUAUAAUUAAAUUUUAAAAAAAACGGAAAGAGUCAUAGACCAUUUUGCUUUUCGCGGAAAUAACUUUGAACACAGCAUUAAAAAGGUGAGGAAAAAGAAGUUCAAAAACGUUUUUCAUUUCGAAAUUCCCGUUUGCGUUCAAAACUUGAUUGGAGUCAAUUAAGCAACGAAAAAAGUGUUGCUAAGACACAUUCCCAUCUUCAUAAACCCGCUCGGCAAAAGUUCGAAUAAAUUCAAAAACCAGCAAUUUUUAUCAAAAAAAAUUUUUGUGCAGGCACCUUUGCGCGCGGGUGCAUGCACACAAUGCGCCGUCGGUAUUUACGAACUCAUUUAAAUGAGUUUAAAAAAAAUUUUAAAUACGUUUUUUUUAUUAAAGCGAAUAUUUAACGCCUUUUCUACUCAAUUCAACCUAAAUUUAAUCCAAGACAUAUUUCGAUUUAGAAUCCCACAGUUUUUAGCUCAUCGAAGUUUUAUUAUCGCUGAAAUAUUCAAUUUUUCGUUGUUUCGGCCUGCUUAAGCUGGGAGUUUUGCAAACUCGUUUGAACCUCUGUACUUUUACAGUAUUUGGCGGUAAUUGAGAAGUUUCGGAUUGCCUUAGAUGUUGAAAUAUGAAUUAUGAACCAUAGUUUGAGUCAUUUCAGUCUGUUAGCCAUCAUUUGAAUUGGAAUAAAAAUUCGAAAAAUUCAUAGUCUCCUUUUUAGCUUUUUUUUUAUUCGUUGGUUCUGAAAUCUUUUAAUUUCAGAGGGGAUGGCGACAACGGGAACUUCAUCGACGGGAACUUGAAAUAAAGAUCCAUUGGUUUAGUAUCAAUUUUUUUCCCAAUGUACAAGGUUGUUCAUUUUCAGCCCUUCUCGCAGUUUUGAAGAAGUCCGACGAGCUGACCUUCUCAUUCGCGUCCAGAAGCUGUGA
Messenger RNA from Caenorhabditis auriculariae, 3015 nucleotides. NCBI's taxonomy places the organism in Eukaryota, Metazoa, Nematoda, Chromadorea, Rhabditida, Rhabditidae. The record is from the annotation of a GenBank genome assembly.